Teleopsis dalmanni is the source of this 532-nucleotide messenger RNA. Its product is annotated as cytochrome b5. The record is from RefSeq and is a predicted model, not a curated record. The coding region runs from base 133 to 495 and encodes 120 amino acids. The transcript has 4 exons. Gene Ontology annotation, cellular component: intracellular membrane-bounded organelle; membrane. NCBI's taxonomy places the organism in Eukaryota, Metazoa, Arthropoda, Insecta, Diptera, Diopsidae. Gene Ontology annotation, molecular function: heme binding.
UAUCAAAUGCUGUUAUAGAUUUUUAUAUGUUCACAUCAUAUGUUCUUAACACUCCAGAAACCAAAAACCUCCUUAACUUGUUGAUUAAAAAAAAUUUAUAUUUUGUGAAAAUUUCUAAAACUUUUCUUAAAAAUGGCAGAAGCUAAUGUCCAACCUGAAAUAACUUUAGCUACAGUAAAAGAGCAUAAUAAGCCAAAUGAUCUUUGGGUAGUUAUUGAUAAUAAGGUUUACAAUCUGACGAAAUUUAGAAGUGAGCAUCCUGGUGGUGAAGAAACAUUAGAUGAUGCUGCUGGCCGUGAUGCCACAAAAGAUUUCGAAGAUGUUGGUCACAGUAGCGAAGCUAGGGAAAUGAUGAAAAAAUAUUACAUAGGAGAUUUGGCGAAGAGGGAUCGUAAGGUUCAAUUGCCAGUUAGAGAAACUGGAAUCAUACUUGGUGCUUUGUUGAUUGGAAUUGUUGCAGUUUAUUUAAUUAAGAGAAAUAUAUUGAAAAAUUAAUAAUAUAAGUGUUAGCUAUGCAUUCCUUUUUAUUAAC